AUGUCGAACUGGGGCAUGCGGCUGAACCCGUUCAGCAAGAGCUACUCGCAGCUCGAGAUGGACCAAAUGCGCUUUGUGCAUCAAGCUUAUUGUGAAGCCAUGGAAGUGAGCGAAGAGGACCUCCCCGUUGCCCUCAAGAUGGACGACAACUUUUAUCCCCUGCACAAUCCGACCAUCUCGGAUUUUGAUGAAAAUUCGUACUUACGGAAAAUGCAAGACGUGGUCGGGCUGUUGCGAAAUCCCGCUGAAGCCAUGAUCUCGAGCAUCUGUGCGUACCAAAAAGAGCGGUACGAUCGAUCGUUUUCGUUCUCAGGGUACCUGAAUGACCCACGGACGCUCUUGCUCGAGGAGUUCAAGGACUGGGCCAUGCGGACACUGGCCCCCGCGAGUUGCACGACGGAAUCCAUUUUGAUUGAAGUGCGACGGCGACACAGCUACGUGCUGAGGCUGCAGCAUGGCCAGCAAGGCCUUUUUCACUCUGGCUCAGGGGAACGCUCGCUCUUGGGGACGCUGAAAGACGUGCGGAACGUGAUUGAGACGCGCGUGUUGCCGACGAUUGAGACGGAACGAGCGCACUCGUCGGCGAGAGAGCAGCUGCAUACUCUGGAAGCUCGUGGGACCGAUGGACUCAUGCAUGGCGUGCAGUUUCUCUUUUACGUGCUGCGGAAUACGCCGAAUACACCGGCCGACUGCACGAUUAGCAACUUGCAGUCGCAACAACAUGCAGGUAUGAAGGACGCUAUGGGGAGCAAGUCGGGACAAAUGCUGGAAGUGCUGCUGACGACGCCGUCGUUUAAAGAGCUGUUUUCACAGAACCAGGCUGCAGUUUCUCCUCAGGAUUCGCUGCCGUCGUUAUUGUUGACAAAUGAGGAGGAAGAGGAGAUGAUUCACACUGCGGUCUUUUGUGAUACGGAAGCAAAGCCGCAGGUGCCUUCUGUGCUGACGCGGCAACUGCGUCGUAGCUCAAACUCGAACGAAGUGGCGAUUACCCCGUCCGAUUAUCUCCAGCAGAGCAACUCAGGCGUUGUGUCACUUCGGAAGGAGGUUCGAGAGGAAACGUUUGACGCGUUUACAAAACUGCAUGGCUUGCUGAAGCUGCUUGCCGAUUUGCUCGUGUCUUGUCGUAAAGCCCGACAGCUCGCUGGUCCUGGUGGUGACUUACUUGUCUAUGGACCUGGUGGAGAAGAAAUUCGGCGUUUGAUGCAGUCACUGGAAGCGGUGCAAACAGAAAUCAGUAGAGAAGUGAGUCAGCUCACGCGCAUCGGCGUACGUGAACUGGAUCGUCUCAAGCCCAACCAGGAGAAAGCUUGGCGUUGGAGUUUUAGCAAGGUGCUCCCGCUUGAAGGCUACUUAGCCCGUGAUUUCGGCGCAUGCGUGGAACCUAUCCAGCGUAUGUAUGCAAGUGCUGACCCGCUACACGUGCAAAAGAUGUACAAGAAGUUUAAACAGGCUACCGGUGUGUGGGUGGAAGAGAACAACUCCAUUUGUAGGUACGUCACAGCAGCAUUAGGUGGAGGCUUCAUCGAAGACGGGGGACAGCAGCACAACCAAAUUGAAGACAGCAUGGCGGAUGCCAACGGUCAUGCGACGAUUGAGUUGCUGGAAGAUGAAGCGCCGUCAGAAACGUGCAAUGCACUCGUUGUAGCAGGGCAAACACCGGGUCGUCGUAGCCGUACUAGCAGUCGAAAGGUCUCCUCGUCGGAAAUGGAUGACCGAGUCACUCUGUUGGAUGACAGCAGUUCCGAGUGCGAUGCUCAUGCGGAAAACCGACUUGUCGUGGCAAAUGAAGCAACGGUUCGUGCUCCCAAGAAACAGUCGAGCACGGAUAGCGGCUCGUUCUUCUCGUCACUUGUGUCAUGGGGUGGUGGUGCAAAGGCACCACCGAAACUAAAGAAGGGCGAGAGCAGCCCCGUCAACUCGGAAACGGACGAAGACGAAGACAUUGAAAAGGGCCCAUCUUCGUGCUCGGCAGCAAGGGAAGCUGCUGACAUUGCUGCAGCUCAGGGUGGUGUGCUGGAUACGCUUCUUCUCGUGCGUCAGUCGAUCCAACGUAUCGGCCAGUUGUCCUGGGGCGUCCGGACAUCGCACCAUACUUCGUCUAUUGAUGAGGGCAAUUUCGAUGCGUUCAUCGUGCUGUGCUCUAUCUACGAAGCAGUUGGUGUCUGUUGCUCGAGCGAUUUGCUGCUGCGUGUACGGUUGCACCGCACGCGUUUGUCACAGCUCCUGAAGAAGCACAUUCGAUCGAUUCUUAGCUGCGUUGUGGUUCUGCAGCGUCGGAUCGUGGACGAAGAGAAGAGUAUCUCAGGCAUGACACUCGUAUAUCGACGUCUGAGAGCGAAUCUUGUUGAUUUUGAGAAGGAAAUGGACGACCUGCUGCUUCGAUUAAAGCAGAUGAUGGUGGAGUCUUCCAAAAUGAAGGCGGGCAUCCUCGCGCUGCCACUGGCGCAGCAGCGUGAAUCGAACGAUGUAAUCGGUGUGGGUGCCUACGCAUACAACUCAAUCAACGCGCUUGCGUCUAGAUUCGGGUCCGCGCCCGUGCCGUCCGAAGCCAUCCUUUCGCACGGCGAGUACAUGACGCAGUUGAGGUCGCAGCUAGAUCUGCAUUGGAACAGUAUCUCGCACCUUUUCCAGAGCCUUCAGGGCACCGUGGAAGCUGUAGCGACUGUCGAUGAUCGACUCGGGGGCUACGCCAAGUUUCCAGACAUCACCGUGCCACCACAGCAGCUGGAUUAUAUUUUCGAAUUCAACUACGACGGUUUCUUUCGCCAGACAACGAAGGAUCUGGAAGUCUUGCUCACUUCCUUCGACACGUCGACGUAA
Peronospora matthiolae is the source of this 2820-nucleotide messenger RNA. The record is from the annotation of a GenBank genome assembly. NCBI's taxonomy places the organism in Eukaryota, Oomycota, Peronosporomycetes, Peronosporales, Peronosporaceae.